Molecule: messenger RNA, 11399 nt
Organism: Bicyclus anynana (squinting bush brown)
Lineage: Eukaryota; Metazoa; Arthropoda; Insecta; Lepidoptera; Nymphalidae
Gene: Mcr
Product: CD109 antigen
Exons: 33
Coding region: 306-6317 (2003 amino acids)
Cellular component (GO): extracellular region
Molecular function (GO): endopeptidase inhibitor activity; protein binding
Source: RefSeq, a predicted model, not a curated record
UUUAAAUAACUGUCAUUUGCCGGGCGUGGUGCGGCUGCGCGGUGCGUCAAACAAGUUUUGGUUUUGGUUUGGCUUUGCUUGAAUACUUUUCCGUUCAAGUGAGUAAGACGGUGUAGCGAAAUUAUGUUUGGUGCAAAUAUAACCAAUAUUUAUGUAACUACUGUAUAAAAUUCAAUGAAAACUUUAAUAAACUUAAAGUGCUGCGAUUGAUUUAUUAUUUGAUUUUUUUUUAAAUAGAAAACAUUACAAAGGCAAGCGUUUCCAUGGGCGUUAACUUCAGGCGACUAAACUUAUAAGACUGAACUAUGAAUCUCAUAGUUAAACAUAUAAUAUCAAUAUAUUUAAUACAAUUAUGUCUCGCACAAGAGUAUGCUACACCAACAUACAAUCCAGACAAUCAAGUGAACCCAACGAAUGACUAUUUAAACACAAAUGAUCCAAGAUACAACAUUAACGAUCCGAGAUAUGACAAUCCAUAUGAUCCAAAUCGACGAAACAGGAACCAGUAUGAUGUGAACCAAUAUGAUCCAAAUAGGAAUACAUAUAAUAAGGAUCAAAGGUAUAAUCCAUAUGACAAUAGAAAUGAUCAAGGGUAUGUGAACCAGUAUGGGGAGAAUACUGAGAAUACUCCACGACCAUCAUCGUCAUGGGGAGGCAGUCGUACAUACAGCACUUCUUACAAAACUGCUGAAUUGGAACAUGAUAGUGUUAUCAUUAAUGAGGCAACAUAUUUCAUAGUAGCAUCCCGCAUGGUCAGGCCGGGACAGAUAUACAAGAUAUCGGCAAAUAUAUUAAGAGCGCGCCUGCAGAUGACCAUCAGAGCGUCAAUAUCCUGCAAUGGAGUGGAGAUUGCUGACGUCAUUGAAAAAGUUAAAGAAGGAGUACCUGAAAUAUUAAAUAUGAGAGUGCCUCCGACAUCAGUGCCCGGCGACUACAAGUUGCGCGUGGAGGGUCUGUUCCUGGACGACCCCUUUGGUGGGCGGGCCUUCGUCAACGAGACGGAGCUGUCCUUCUCCAAGCGGUUCAUGACCAUCUUCAUACAGAUGGACAAACCUGUCUACAUGCAGAGCCAAACUGUGAAAUUCCGCGUGAUUCCAAUAAACACUGAGCUGAAAGCGUUCGGCAGAGCGAUCGACGUCUACAUACUCGACCCCAACCGACGCAUCAUGAAGAGGUGGCUGUCAAGACAGAGCAACUUCGGCACAGUGAGCCUGCAGUACCCGCUGUCGGACCAGCCGCUGUUCGGCGAGUGGCUGGUGCGCGUGGAGGCGCUCGGCCAGGUGGAGGAGGCGCAGUUCCUCGUCGAGGAGUACUACCAGACCAGGUUUGAGGUGAACGUGACGAUGCCGGCGUUCUUCUUCAACACGGAGCCGUACAUCCACGGGCGCAUCAUGGCGAACUACACGUCGGGCGCGCCGGUGCGCGGCAACCUCACGCUGCGCGCCACGCUGCGGCCCAUCCCGCAGUACCGGCCGCGCCACUACACGCAGGGACAGUUCAACAACCGCGGCCCCUACGGCUCCAUUGUCACGGACCAGUAUACCAGAGUGCGUCCGAACUACAACCCGUACCUGUACAACGAGACGGGCUAUGUGUCGUACGAGUACGCAGGCGCCGGACAGGACGAGUACGGGCGGCCGAUCAACUACCGUCCCGGCCAGCCCAACCAGAUCGACCAGCCCGACUGGUGGUACGACCCGCAGAAGGUCUACACGCGGAUGUUUAACUUUGAUGAAAAAUAUCCAUUCUGGAUGCCCAAGCCGGACCCGAUAGAGUUCGCGAAUCAGCAGAACCAAUUGAACCAGCAGAACCAGCAGGGCAUCAACAACCCGAACUACAACACCUACACCACCUCCAGCACCUAUAAUUACUACAACAACCCGUAUUACGACCAGCUGCCGUAUCUGCGAUUUUUCAACGGCACAUACGACUUCAAAUAUCCAAUGGCGGAGCUAGCCCAGCUGGUUCCAACCCUGGACGGAGUGGAGGUCAUCAUCACUGCGUCUGUCGGCGACCCGUUCCUCGACGAAGUCAUCGAAGGUUACAGCAUAGCCAGGAUCUUCAACUCCUCGCUGGCUGUCACCUUCUUGGGCGGGGAGCUUCAGGUGUUCAAGCCUGCUAUGCCUUUUGACGUUUAUAUGGCAGUGUCGUACCACGACGGGUCGCGGCUUCCGGCGUGGCAGGCGGCCGGCGUGGCGCUCACGGUGACGGGCCAGCUGGAGGGGCGGGGCGGCGCGCUGGAGCCGCAGCGGCCCAGCCUGGUGCCCGGACACGACGCCGUGUGGCAUCUCAAGCUGGAUCUGUUCAAGCUGCUGAAGCUGGAAAACGACCCGAACUCCCGCGAAGUGCUGAACAGUAUAACGGGCCUGCGCCUGUCCGCGACUCUGGGCGACGCGCUGGGGGGCCGCGCCGCCGCCGACGUGCACCUGGUGGCGCACGAGAGCCCCAACCACCACAACCUGCGCGUGUCCACCUCCACCACCGACGCGAGGGUGGGCGAAUACGUCGUAUUCCACGUGCAAAGUAACUUCUACAUGGAGUCGUUCAACUAUGUUGUUAUGUCCAAAGGCAUCAUUCUGACCAGCGGCCAAGAGAUCAUGCAGGAAGGUGUCCGCACAUUCUCCGUGGUGGUGUCGGCGGAGAUGGCGCCGGUGGCCACGCUCGUGGUGUGGACGCAUCGCCGCCGCGCGCACGUGCUUGCCGACUCUCUCACCUUCCCUGUCAACGGCAUUAGCACCAACAACUUCACCGUGCACGUGAACAACCGCAAGCACCGCACGGGCGAGCGCGUGGAGGUGGCCAUCUACGGCGAGCCCGGCGCGUACGUGGGGCUGUCCGCCAUCGACCACGCCUUCUACACCAUGCAGGCCGGCAACGAGCUCACCUACGCUAAGGUGAUAUCCAAGAUGUCGCACUUCGACGAGUCGACGAACGGCACGUUCUCGUACACGUGGCGCUCGCACUUCGGCGACGCGGACGAGCUGGUGUACUUCCCCUCGCCCAGCUUCGGCAUCGACGCCAACCGCACCUUCGAGUACGCGGGUCUAGUGGUGCUAUCGGACGUGGCAGUGUUUCGGCGCUACUCCAUGUGCAACGAGUCGCUAGGGCUUGCGGAGUGUCUGGACGGGACCUGCUACCCGGCCGACAAGCGCUGCGACGGCGCGCCGGACUGCGCCGACCGGACCGACGAGGCUAACUGUAAGCGCGACGACUGGUUCGAGCUGGCGCACUUCCGCAAGUUCCGCUUCAACCGCAUCCAGCGGCAGUACGACAACGUGUGGCUGUGGCGCGACGUGAACAUCGGGCCGCACGGCCGCUACGUGUUCACGCUGGACGUGCCCGCCGCGCCCGCGCACUGGACCGUCUCCGCCGUGGCCAUGUCGCCCGGCGCCGGCCUCGGCAUGCUCGCCAGGCCGCUGACUUACGUGGGUAUCCUGCCGUUCUUCAUCAAAGUGGAGGGCCCCGACCGCUGCAAGCAGGGCGAGCAGCUCGGCCUGCGCGUGGCCGUGUUCAACUACCAGCCGCAGGCCAUCGAGGCGGUCGUGGUGCUCGCCUCCUCGCCCGACUACAAGUUCGUGCACGUUGAGGAGAAUGGAAUCGUGCGCUCGUACAACCCGCGCACGUCGUUCGGCGAGCACCAGUUCUUCGUGUACAUCCUGGCGGGUGACGCGGCCGUGGUGCACAUCCCCGUGGUGGCGGCGCGCCUGGGCCGCAUCCGCGUCGACAUCCACGCCUCCACGCUGCAGGGCCAGCACCGCGUCGCCAAGCUCAUUGACGUCGAGGCCGACGGCAUACCACAAUACAGGCACCAGUCGAUACUUCUAGAUCUUUCGAAUCGUGCCUACGUGUUCCAAUAUAUGCACGUGAAUGUGACCGAGACGCCGAUCAUACCGUACGAAGUGGACCGCUACUACGUGUUCGGCUCCAACAAGGCGAGGAUAUCCAUAGUAGGCGACGUGGUGGGACCUCUCUUCCCGACCAUGCCGGUUAACGCUACGAGCCUUCUAGAUUUGCCUAUGGACUCUGCCGAACAGAACAUGUUCAGCUUCGCAGCGAACAUGUACCUCACGCUGUACAUGCGCCUCAUCAACCAGCGCAACCAUACGCUGGAGCAGGAGUCCUUCUACCACAUGAACAUCCUCUACCAGCGGCAACUGUCCUACAUGAGGCCCGACGGCUCCUUCAGCCUCUUCCGCAGCGACUGGAAUCAAUCCUCAUCGAGCGUGUGGCUGACGUCUUUCUGCUCGAAAAUAUUCCAAGACGCGUCGUUCAACGAGUGGGAGAACUACAUCUACAUUGACCCCAACGUGAUAUCGAUGGCGGUGGCGUGGGUGCUGGAGCACCAGCUGCCGGAGGGCUCGUUCUACGAGGUGACGUGGUCGCCCGACCGCAACGCCAACGACACCGUCGCCGUGCCCACCGACUCGCAGCUGUACCGCGACGCGGCCUACCAGCUCAAGGGGCUGAAGGUCAACAACUCGCUAAUUUUGCAACGGAACAUCACGCUCACAGCUCAAGUGGUCAUAACUCUGGAGUCUGUCAAGAACCUGAAAGAUAUCGGCAUACGAGAGGGUCUGAGCGCGCGCGUGGCGACGGCGCAGCAGCGCGCGGUGUCGUGGCUGGAGCGGCACCUGCAGCUGCUGCACGACUUCGGCGAGCCGCUGGCGCUGGCGCUCGUCGCCUACGCGCUCAGCGCCGCCAAGGCGCCCAGCGCCGAGCACGCCUUCCGCCUGCUCAAGCGCCACCAGCGCGCCGAAGGCGGCUUGGUGUACUGGGGCAAGGAGCCGGUGCCGCAGCCGCCGUACAAGAUGGAGAACCAGAAGCCGUUCCUACUGCCGCGCCUGCCCUACAAGUACGACUCCAACAACGUCGCCGCCACCGCCUACGCGCUGCUGGCCUGCAUGGACCAUCAGGACAACAACGAACCGAUCGUUAUGUGGCUUAACUCACAGCGUCUCAAAGAUGGCGGUUGGGCGUCUACGCAGGACACGUACAUCGCCCUGCGCGCGCUCAUCGAGUACACGAACCGCAAGCGGCUGCGCGACGUGAGCGGGCUGGCCGUCAGCGUGGAGGCGGUGGCGCUGGGCGGCGACACGCGCCAGCUGCGCGUGCGCAACGACAACCUCGCCGUCAUGCAGAGCAUCGACGUCCCGGAGGCGUGGGGCACGGUGAAGGUGACGGCGCGCGGCGCGGGCUACGCCAUCCUGCAGAUGUCGGUGCAGUACAACGUGGACAUCGAGCGCUUCCAGACGCCGCCGCCCGCCGCCUGCUUCUCGCUGCUCGCCAACGCGUACUACCACGGCAGGAAUCAGUCGCACAUCCGCUACCAGACCUGCGCCAGGUACCGCACACCGUGCACCACACACACAUUACACACGUGGCCACACACAGUACAACGUGGACAUCGAGCGCUUCCAGACGCCGCCGCCCGCCGCCUGCUUCUCGCUGCUCGCCAACGCGUACUACCACGGCAGGAAUCAGUCGCACAUCCGCUACCAGACCUGCGCCAGGUACCGCACACCGUGCACCACACACACAUUACACACGUGGCCACACACAGUACAACGUGGACAUCGAGCGCUUCCAGACGCCGCCGCCCGCCGCCUGCUUCUCGCUGCUCGCCAACGCGUACUACCACGGCAGGAAUCAGUCGCACAUCCGCUACCAGACCUGCGCCAGGUACCGCACACCGUGCACCACACACACAUUACACACGUGGCCACACACAGUACAACGUGGACAUCGAGCGCUUCCAGACGCCGCCGCCCGCCGCCUGCUUCUCGCUGCUCGCCAACGCGUACUACCACGGCAGGAAUCAGUCGCACAUCCGCUACCAGACCUGCGCCAGUUGGACGAUGCUGGAGGAGUCGCCGCGCUCGGGGCUGGCCGUGCUGGAGGUGGGCAUCCCCACGGGCUACAUGGUGCAGCAGCAGCGCCUCGACACCUACGUGCUGUCGCGCGCCGUGCGCACGCUGCAGCGCGCCAAGUACCAGCCCGACAAGCUGCUCUUCUACUUCGACUACCUGGACCAAGAGCGCACGUGCGUCAACUUCACGAUCGAGCGCUGGUACCCCGUGGCCAACAUGUCGCGCUACCUGCCCAUACGCGUCUACGACUACUACGCGCCCGAGCGUUUCAACGAGACGAUAUUCGACGCGCUGCCCACAUAUCUGCUGAACAUCUGCGAAGUGUGCGGCUCGUCCCAGUGCCCCUACUGCUCCAUAUACAACGCGGCGGCGACCGCGCAGCUGUCGGUACUGCUGCUCGCCACACUCGUCGCGCUACACAGGAACAUAAGAACGAUGUAUGACACGUAGCGACGUGUAUGACCUUUGUAUGACAUUACCGUGGGUAUUACAAUACAUUUGCGGACAUAUCUAUAAAAAAAAAUAUGAAAAUACAUAUUAAUUGAUGACGGCUAUUACAAUACAUUACAUACAUUAUAUUACAAUACAUUUGCGAACAUAUAUAUAAAAAAAAAUAUAAAAAUAUAUAUUAAUUGAUUAUGAUACACGGCUAAAACUCACGUGAUAGGUCGGAGUAUGCCCGAUUAGUUUCGAACCCAUACGGGGCUGUUUAAAUAUGUUGGAACUUGGAAUUAGAUGGCCAUAUAAAAUUCUUGUGCAAAUCUUUUAAACAAAAACGUGUAUUCCUCAAGGUGAAAAAUUGAAAGUCAAGUUUACAAAGGUUCAAUUCAAUUCAAUUCUUUUUAAUGGCUUUCAUUUGUGCCAACUGGGCACGGUUUAUCUCGCCCGUGUCGAGUAGAUGGAGAAGGCACGGAGAUUGUUCGGUGAAAGCUGACAAGUUCAAUUUGGCGCAUCUACUAGAUAGUUACUAUUAAAUAAUAUUUUUGUUAGUUCCUAACCUAUAACAAAGGUUAUAAUUAUCACUGACACUGACAACUGACAAGUUCAAUUUGGCGCAUCUACUAGAUAGUUACUAUUAAAUAAUAUUUUUGUUAGUUCCUAACCUAUAACAAAGGUUAUAAUUAUCACUGACACUGACAACUGACACAUGACGUUUUACAUUUUUAAUUUAUUAGUGUUGCUACCCUUUUAGUAUAAAUGAACAGGGGCCCUUAGUCAUGAGCUGGUUCUUGCAUCGCGGCACGAUCAGUUUGGACCUAAUAUCACGUGAGUUUUAGCCGUGUUUCAUAAUCAAUUAAUAUGAAUAACACUCACGAUAGUUUAAAUUCUAAAAAAUGAAAAUACACAUUUAAAAUUUAUUAAAAUUUAAGCAUCAAACUUUUUCAAAUUAAAGUGAACUUCAAGUAGUAGUUUGAUGAUUAAAUUAUGUUUAUAAAUAUGGCCGUUGAUGUAUUGGCAAUGAACCCAAUUUGACAAUAAUCACCGUUUAACAUAGACAAAAAAGGUAAUAGACGAAUAGAUAGCGUAUAUCGUAUUCUUGUAAAUAAGAGAGCAGCUUAUGUAUGGACUCAGUAAAGAAACGAGACAAGACCGCCCGUGCCCAUACUGUAUGUGUGUACGCAUAGGUAAUACAUAUUAUAAUAAGCUAAAAUCAAAACUGCGGGGAUAUUAGCGAGCGCAGUGAUCGCUCGCCGUUGCGUUUUUAAGGUCCCGUUGAUUCCUAAAAUUUUCCAUAGGUCAUCUUGACACACAAUGAUCCAAAACAUCAAUGUUUGCAUCGGACUGUACAAUAGAUUUGAUGUAUUGGCAGCUAAUAACUUGACAAUACCAUUUACCGUAGAUAGAGAAAGUAAUAGACGAUUAGAAAGCAUAUGACGUAUACCCGCAAAACGGCUAGCGUAUAUAAUUGGAUAAGGCAACGCGAUUCGAUAUUCGAUGAUGAAAUGAAUCGUGCCUGUUUUUUCAGACAAACAAGUUUGACAAUUGUUAUUCAUUAAAAUAAAAUAAUUGUGAGCAUAAAAUGAAUAUAUAGUUCAAAAUAUAUAUUUGUUAUAUUUCAAGAAAAAUCGUGAAAAAAUGGUUUAGUGAAGUAUUUCGGUGAAAAUUACAUCAAAAUCGAUUGUCUUUUGACUGACUACGGCACGCCAAUCACGCGAACCUUUCUCUGUCUACAGUUUAACAUGUAAUAAAUCUCUGCUCGACAGUGGUUUUGCUGCAAUUGGUUUCGUCAAUGUUUACAAUUUAUUGUAUAGCCCUUAUUGCUUGGAUUUAUUAAAGGUGCAAACAUCGAAGCUCAAAUGGCAUUUAAUAACAGUGUUCACAAAAUAAAAACUAAAAUAUUUUAUAUUUAGACUUAUAUUAUUGCUACAUAUUUUUCAAAAAUGUAAUUUUUCAUUUACCGACUGCAAUAUACAAGAUACUAAAAUAAGAUCAAAAAGUAACCAACUUUUUUCUGAAUGAAAGUUUAAAAAAAUUGUGAUCAUUUAAUUAAAAAAAUAGGUUAUUAAUGUAUUAGUUUAAUGCUGUAAUACAAAUUCUACUUGAGCCUAACAUACAUUUUUUCAGUUUUAUCUAAAUCAAUUGGGGUAUGUGUAUGUAUUAUCCUAUUACAUUGGUAAUGGUUUCAGUAGUUAUAGGGAGGUCUUCCAAAUGAGUGAGAGUGAAUUUUUCACAACAUGCAUAUGUAUUUGUCUACUUUUCGAAGUCUAUUUGGCUUGGGUUAUAGCUGUUAGCACCACAGACAAGCAUUUGAUAGUAACUUGUAAAGAAUAAAAAAAAAAGACAACAUAGACCACCGUCCAGGGUUAAGUGUUUGAUGUCAUAAAAGCAAUCUGCAAUCUGCCCCUAUCCUUAAGUGAACUACAAAGGAUUCAUUUUUGGCAGUUCAUUGUGGAGCAAAACCCAUUGUUGAGGCGCGCAGUGUAACGCCAGCCACACACAAGCAGUUUUACUGUUAAAUAUGCAAGACACAUAAGAAUGUGACAGUGAAAAAUAUCGAAAUCAUACGUAUUACAACAUUUUUUUUUUUUCACUUGACGGCAGACUGGACGGUUUUGAGCGUGUGUGGCUGGCGUAAGAUAUUUUCUUAGUCCAUUCCAGUGUAGUUAUAUAGUAUUAUAACGAGUGUUCAUUUAGCUGUACUAUUAAAUUUGUACAAAUAGAGCCUUUAUUUGUACGAAACAAUACUGAAAGAUUAAUUAAAAACAAGCUAAAAUGUGUUAAAUAGUUGUCUAUCCUUUUUCCGUACUGCAAAUAGAUUGUAAAUCUUAUAUAGAUUCGAACCUUCUUUAGUAGUCCCUUUGUUUAAGUAACAUAGUGAAAAGGAUACGUACUAUAUUAUUUUUAGACCUGUCGACUUAUAUUUAGUUAAGUUUGCAUACAAUUGAAUUAAUACCACGUUUCAAUUUUAAUUUUGUAUAGGUCGCGCGACGGCUUAUAACCUCACUUUAAACAAACUGACUUACUGUGGCUUCACCCACUGUGAGUACUCUUAAUGGUCAUAGCAUACAUAACACUUUGGAAAGUUAUUGUCACUGUAUCAACUUAAACCGUUCUAUAUUCUUUGUACGAUAUUCCUUACUGUGAAGCAAAUUAAUCGAAAUCGUCUCGCCUUUAGACAAAUAGCUCUUUUCUGUAGCGUUGUUUUUAUAACUCAACAGUUUGUAUUUUGAAUUCGUCACUAUCUGUCUCUGUCUAAAGUACAAUGUUAGACAGAGAGAGAUAGAGACAUUAUUAGUUGCUACAGAACAGCUUUAUAGAGCUCAAACAGAGGUGAUAUGGUGACGAUACCUUUCUGAGUUGAUAUGUGUGCUGCGACCUUUAACGACACGCGACAUGUAGUAGAUUUUAAACAAUAACUGGCUUGAUAUUACUUUUAGUUUCCGGUGCUGCUAUUUUUCAAUUUAAUAUCCGAGUGAUUACAAAUACUUACUUGCAGCUGCAUUUGAUGCAUCCCUUGCCUUUAAGAUUUUAAAGUGCGAUUCACUUCUUGUGUAAAUAUAAGUAUUUUAGGAACAUAUUUUUAAUGUACUUUGUAAGGAUAACAUUUUUCUCAUAUUUUGUGUACUUUUCUAAAUUUAUAAUUUUUUUUCAAUAAUUUAAUGACAAUAUUGCAAUAUUAUAUAAAAAAUAAAUGUCAAUAAAAUUGCCUUAUUAGUCCAAGACUUAUAACUUAGAAUACAGUUUAAAAUUAUAUGAAAGAUUUAUUGGAAAAAUAUAAAGAGGUAAAUUUUUAGUUAAAUUAUUAAUAAAAAUCAAAAUAUUUACACAUAUUUUUCAAACAUAUCGGCAGAUAAAUAUAUGAAUGUACAAAUUUGGCAACUACCGUCCAAAAAGCAUGUAUUUAUGAAUUAAUAUAAAUUAAUUAUGAUAUAAAUAAAUUAAUGCUAUAUUAAUGAAUCUCAUUAUAUACUUUGUAAGAUUUUACUUAAUUAGUUUUCCGUCCAAAAUUACCAAUGACUGAAGUUUUUUUUAUACUUUUAUAAGUAUUUAUAUUUUCAAGUAUGUAUAUUAUUUUGUGUGUAUAUUUUAAGUUUAUUAGUAUUUUUUGAAUAAGAAACAUAUGUUUUGAGCAACAAUUGUUGUUUCAAUCUACAUUUAGAGGCAUCUCAUGUUGCAAUGGAAAAUAAGCUUGAGAAAAAAAAAUCUGUUUUUUUAAUAUAUUUUUUUUUAAUUGAAAUAUUGACCUUUGAUAGUAAACUGAAAUGUAUUUCUUACUAUAGUACGUUUAACGAGGCAAUAUAAGUGACGACAUAAAACAAAUUGACAACAUAAUUGCUUACUAAGUUACUACACUUAAGGAUAGAGAUAAUACUCAACUUACUUUCGUUUGUCUUACAUGAAGUAUGUUAGCCUGCUUCCAUGUUGCAUUAUCACUUACCAUCGGGUGAGAUUGUAGUCAAGAGCCCUUUAACUCUUAAGAAUAAAAAAAAAUCCAAGAAGCGCGAGGGACUUCGGGAGGGAGGGACACUGCUGAUACCUAAAACCUUGUCUUGCACAGCUUAAGUCAGCCAUUGAUGGUCAAUUAUUAUCACGUUUCUGCAGCGCACACGGCAGCAAAGACGUUUCAUAAGUCGAGCCGUCAUGCAUGUGACCAAUACACGAUCAGUUAUAUUUAAUAAUUGAUCGUCAAUGGCGAAAAAAAACGAUGUUCCGAAACGUCAUAAAGUUUGCAUCGUGCUGAGACGUAGUAAUGGUCAGGUUGUUUAUGUGUUUUAUCUCGCCUCGUUAAACAUAGCAUAGAAUACAAAUACAAGUAUAGCUUGAUUAGAUUAUAUAUUAAAAAAAACAGGACGGCGCCUCAAGUAUUUAUAGCAUUAUCCGUAUGCUAAAGGUACACGCUUGUUUUUUUUUCUGGUCAUGCUAUACAUCAGUGAUGAUCAAGGCUGUUGUAUCCAUAAUGAUGAAGCUCGAACUUUCUGCAUAGAAAUGCAUUUCAAAAUGUGUAUAGGUAUAAAUUGUAAUUCAACAAACUGUUUAGUGGCAGCUAACUUUCAUUGUAUUAUUUUCCAAAUUAAAAGUAUGUACAAAACA